AUUGGCCAAACUUUUUCGGCCCAUUACACUCUAUAAAAACCCUAAGCCCACAUGGCCUAUAUAAAUCCAUCAUCUUCCCCAAACCCUAGUCUUUACAAACCUCUCAGCCUCCCUCACUCGAACGAUUUUCGAAGGCUCUUCAAACAUCGUUCCAGAUAUUUGCACUGCUGUGUGAUUACCCAAGAAAUUAGCCAAGAUGCAGAACGAUGAGGGAGAGAUUAUGGAUCUUUACAUCCCCAGGAAAUGUUCGGCCACUAACAGGCUGAUCACUGCUAAGGACCAUGCCUCGGUCCAAAUCAACAUCGGUCACUUGGAUGACAGGGGUGUCUACAACGGGGCUGCAACCACCUUUGCUCUCUCGGGUUUUGUCCGUGCUCAGGGUGAUGCUGACAGUGCUGUUGAUCGUCUGUGGCAGAAGCAGAGGUCUCAAUGUGGACAGUAGUCAGUAGGGAAAGUUCAGAGGAGAGUUCAAUGUUGAAGAACUGUUUUUUUUUUUUUUUUUGUGUUUAUUUUGAAGUUUAGAUUUUGUUUUGCGGUGAACGUUAUGAAUUUUAUUACAUAACAUCAGUUUAUUUGGUAAAA
This is a messenger RNA of Beta vulgaris subsp. vulgaris (sugar beet), 582 nucleotides long. Its product is annotated as 40S ribosomal protein S21. NCBI's taxonomy places the organism in Eukaryota, Viridiplantae, Streptophyta, Magnoliopsida, Caryophyllales, Amaranthaceae. Gene Ontology annotation, molecular function: structural constituent of ribosome. Bases 197 to 442 code for a protein of 81 amino acids. Gene Ontology annotation, cellular component: cytosolic small ribosomal subunit; ribosome. The record is from RefSeq and is a predicted model, not a curated record. Gene Ontology annotation, biological process: translation; endonucleolytic cleavage to generate mature 3'-end of SSU-rRNA from (SSU-rRNA, 5.8S rRNA, LSU-rRNA); endonucleolytic cleavage in ITS1 to separate SSU-rRNA from 5.8S rRNA and LSU-rRNA from tricistronic rRNA transcript (SSU-rRNA, 5.8S rRNA, LSU-rRNA). The transcript has 4 exons.